Helianthus annuus (common sunflower) is the source of this 2226-nucleotide messenger RNA. Its product is annotated as receptor-like protein EIX1. NCBI's taxonomy places the organism in Eukaryota, Viridiplantae, Streptophyta, Magnoliopsida, Asterales, Asteraceae. The transcript has a single exon. Gene Ontology annotation, molecular function: protein binding. The coding region runs from base 1 to 2226 and encodes 741 amino acids. The record is from RefSeq and is a predicted model, not a curated record.
AUGAGGCGUAUUCUUGUGUUGGUGCUAUGCUUCUUGUUUAUGAGUCGUCACGGCCUAGGCCUCAAAGAAGACGCCAACACGAGCUCCUGCAUUGAGGAGGAGAGGCAAGCUCUACUAGACGUAAAAGCAAACCUAAUUGAUUUGCAUGGAAAUCUAAGUGAUUGGGCGAGCGAACGAGUGGAUUGUUGCAAAUGGGCCGGUGUCACUUGUAAUAACCAAAGUGGUCAUGUGAUUAAACUUGAUCUUACUUUCGGUUCUACUGGUUUCACUGGUAAAAUUAGUCCGUCGUUACAAGUGUUAAACCAACUACAAUCUCUUAAUCUAAGCGGUAUUAAUUUUCAGUCCAACCCUUUACCAAACAUUUUGGGUUCCUUGUCCAAGUUACAAAGUUUGCAUAUUGCUAGUGCUAAUCUUAGUGGACCCAUUCCUAAUCAGUUUGCAAAUCUCUCUAACUUGCUAGAGCUUGAUCUUAGCAAUAACUCUUUAAGUGGGUCUAUUCCUUUUUCCUUUGGAAAUUUAACUUUUCUCACCUAUAUAGACCUCUCAAAAAAUCAGCUAGAAGGUGACAUUCCACAAUCUAUAGGGAAUUGUUCAUCUUUAGUUCACCUAGAUUUGUCACAAAACCUCCUUAACGGGUCGAUUCCUGAUAGUAUUAAUCAACUUUCAAAUCUAGAAUAUCUUGAUGUUGGUCACAAUUCCUUGAACGGAAGCAUUCCUAACCUCAUAGGGUGUCCUUCCCUUUCUUUUUUAGACUUGUCUAGUAAUAAGUUUUCCGGUAAUGUACCAAACAGUUUGAGCCAGGUUUCAAAUCUUAGAUUUCUCAACCUCUCUUCAAAUCAAAUAAAAGGUAUGCUCCCAAAUAUCUCGUCUUCUUAUUUUGGAUAUGUUACAUUGGAUUUGAGUAACAACCAUUUCGAAGGAAGGGUACCGUUAUUGCCUUCUAGACUGGCCGCGUUAAACCUCUCGGGAAAUAGGUUCUCAGGAACGCUUUCUUUCGUGUGUGCGAUUGACUGGCUCUUAAGUUUUCUUGACCUCUCCAACAAUUUAUUAUCAGGUAGCCUGCCUGAUUGUUGGGCAACCAAAAGGAUGAUAAAAGUUCUUAAUUUAUCAAACAAUAAAUUUUCCGGGGAAAUCCCCUCUUCUUUUGGAAAUUUGUUAACUCUCGAGGCAUUAUAUUUGAGAAAAAAUUCCCUUGUUGGUGAACUGCCGGUGUCCUUGAGCAACUGCAUAAGACUAAGAUUUUUGGAUCUUGGGGAAAAUAAGUUAUCUGGCGUCAUACCAGAAUGGAUAGGAGAAAAACUUUCAGAGUUAUAUGUACUUGUUUUAGGAUCUAAUAGAUUCCAUGGGAGGUUACCUUCGCAAGUUUGUUGGUUGAAUAAUCUUCAAGUUCUUGACCUGUCUAAUAAUCAAUUGUCAGGUAGUAUUCCUAGCUGCUUUGGUAACUUCACAGCAAUGGCUACAAGAAGCUUUGGCGAUGAUAUGACUAGUCAUUUUUAUCUCUCUUAUAUCCCACUACUUACCCCAGGUAAUGUUCUUAGUUAUGGAAAAAUGUCUUCUGAGGAGGACUAUUUUCAAGACAAUGCAUUGGUUAAAUGGAAAGGAAAAGAGCGGUCAUUUGAAAGAAGUGGUUUGCAACUACUAAAGAGUAUUGAUCUCUCAAGAAAUAGCUUAUCCGGAGAACUUCCGGAUGAGAUCACUAGUCUUUAUGAUUUGGCUUCGUUAAAUGUUUCCAACAACAAACUACAUGGAGAAAUCCCGAAAGAUAUUGGCCAGUUGAAAUCUAUUCAAUCUCUUGACUUGUCUAGAAAUGAAUUCUCUGGACGUAUUCCCUCGAGUUUGGUAGAAAUCACUUCUCUAGGUUAUCUGGACCUCUCAAACAAUAACUUGUCGGGAAGAAUACCAACUGGAACUCAACUCCAAAGCUUCAAUGAUACAUCCUACAGUGGUAACCCUCAACUUUGUGGACCUCCACUUUCACCAAGAUGCGGUCCUCCACCCGUUGUAGAAAAGAAAGAUGUUGAGGAAGAUGACGACGAUUUUUGGAAAUCAAAUUACAUAGGUAUGGGUGCUGGAUUUUGGGUUGGGUUUUUGGGAAUUUGUGGUGCUUUAGUUUUAAGCCCUCAUUGCAGAUACUUCAUUUUUGCUUCAUUGAGUCAUAUAACGGAUUGGAUAUAUGUAAUUGUGGCUGUGCAUUUUGGAAAAGUUGAAAGAAAGUUUAGAAGGUGA